CUUUCAAUUUAGAAAGCACUCUCCCUUUUGAAAUUCAUGUUUUCUGUACUUGAAAAAUGGCAAAGGAAGACUGAAAGAUGAGGAAAUUGUAAAUAACCGUUAAUACAUCUGUAAUCCAAUAAGCUGGUUAAAUCUGCACACCGGCAGCUUUUCUGCAGGGAGAAAUGGAGUGACUCACAGAACAUACCAAGGCUGACUUAAACUGGGUUUUUUCUAAACAUCAUGGGAGAGAUUAAAGUCUCUCCUGACUAUAACUGGUUCAGAAGCACGGUUCCUCUUAAAAAGAUAAUAGUAGACGAUGACGACAGUAAAGUCUGGUCUCUGUAUGAUGCAGGACCUAGGAGCAUUCGGUGCCCGCUCAUCUUCCUCCCUCCUGUAAGUGGAACUGCAGAUGUGUUUUUCCAGCAAAUUCUGGCGCUGACUGGAUGGGGCUACAGAGUUAUCGCUUUGCAGUAUCCGGUGUACUGGGAUCACCUUGAGUUCUGUGAUGGAUUCAGAAAACUGUUAGACCACCUUCAGCUGGAUAAAGUUCACCUUUUUGGAGCUUCUCUGGGAGGCUUUCUGGCUCAAAAAUUUGCUGAAUACACACACAAAUCUCCCAGAGUUCAGUCCCUCAUCCUAUGCAAUGCCUUUAGUGACACUUCUAUCUUCAAUCAGACAUGGACAGCAAACAGCUUUUGGCUGAUGCCUGCUUUUAUGCUGAAAAAAAUUGUCCUUGGGAACUUUGCAUCUGGUCCUCUAGAUCCUGAAAUGGCCGACGGGAUUGAUUUCAUGGUGGACAGGCUGGAGAGUCUGGGCCAGAGCGAGCUCGCUUCAAGACUUACUCUCAACUGCCAGAACUCCUACGUAGAACCUCAUAAAAUUCGAGACAUCCCUGUAACCAUUAUGGAUGUGUUUGACCAAAGCGCACUUUCGACUGAAGCAAAAGAAGAAAUGUAUAAGCUUUAUCCCAAUGCCAGAAGAGCUCAUCUCAAAACAGGCGGCAACUUCCCGUAUCUGUGCAGGAGUGCUGAGGUCAACCUAUACAUUCAAAUCCAUUUACUGCAGUUCCAUGGUACCCGUUACGCAGCCAUCGAUCCCUCCAUGGUCAGCGCGGAAGAGCUGGAAGUCCAAAAGAUCAGUCUUCACACUAGCAAUGACCAAGAAGAGCAGUAAGCUUUGGAGUGCUGGUGCAAAUGAGGAAUGGGUUGGUGGUCUUCCCGCGUACAAUCAACUGUUCCCGCUCCACCUUUUCCCUUGCGUUAGCCGAUUAUCACUGUGUGAUUCCAGCAGGAUCAACAGUUGGUGAACUACCCACGGACAGUAGCCUCAGCAGGGUAACAGGAUAGGUCUGUUUAAUUUUUAGUCUUUGAAUUCAAGGAAGCAUCUUUGAAGACUACAGUUUUAAAAACAAAGACAUUUUUGCUACCAAAGUCUUCGCUAUCAUGUUCUUUAGCGGAACAACAUUUCUUUUUAUAUUUUUCGCUCGGCUGUAUAUAUUGCCACAUGCAGGUUGUGUACUUAUAAGCUGACAUAUAUUUUUGUUGAAUAUUUGGUUUAAAAGAUGUUUAAGUGCCACUGUUGCCAUCACUUAUUUGCUUCGUUUGUUGUGUUGUAAGUUAGUUUCUAUUUGAAAGGAAGGGUUUGAAUUUUUAACUUGCUGUUUAAAAUGGUUUUCAAUAAAACUUUGAUUUUGGCAAGCGUCUCUUGUUUUGACUACAAGAGAACAGCAGUGUGGCUUAGUGCAGUCCUGGGUUGCCUUUACAGAUGUCUCCAGAAAUUAAUAAAACCGGCACCACCUGCUUGAAUUCACCUCAAGCUUUAAUUACAAGGUUGCGCUGGUUUUAGCUCUAAGUAAGAAUUAAGUAGUAAGAAUUAAGUAUUUUUUUAAUAAAGAAUGGCUGAGACAUAACUUGCAAAUUUAAGGGUAAAAUCUGGAUUUAUUGGAAUACAGAUGUUAUUCUCCCCUUAAAACACUGUAAAAAAUAAAUAAGAAGUAUUACAUGACAAAUUGGUAUUUAAGAAAACCGCAUGUCCCUGUCACAGGCUGUGUAGGUAACCAAUAGCCGUUCUUACCUCACACUUCAAGCUGUAACCUAGGGAUUAAAGCAGUUACCUAUUUGAUGUAUAAAUGGCACAUGUAAAUGUAUAUUUAGAAACAGUGUAUGUUAAUGUUCUUUGAAAUUUUUUGUGACAAGUUGAAACAUUAAGGAUCGCAACCCUUAAGGUGCCAAAAGCACCACGGGGUAGCCUUGACUUUUCUUAUU
This is a messenger RNA of Egretta garzetta (little egret), 2246 nucleotides long. It is a transcript of the gene SPG21, whose product is annotated as SPG21 abhydrolase domain containing, maspardin. Gene Ontology annotation, molecular function: CD4 receptor binding. Bases 223 to 1155 code for a protein of 310 amino acids. The transcript is spliced from 9 exons. Lineage: Eukaryota; Metazoa; Chordata; Aves; Pelecaniformes; Ardeidae. The record is from RefSeq and is a predicted model, not a curated record. Gene Ontology annotation, cellular component: cytosol; trans-Golgi network transport vesicle.